AUGUCUUUAAUAAACAAACCCGCUCCAACAGACCUAACUUUGAAAAAUCAAGACGGUGAAGAUGUUUGUCUUGGUGAUUUCGUUGGUAAAAAGCCUACAAUUGUAUUUUUUUACCCUAAAGACGAAACAUACGGAUGUACUAAAGAGGCUUGCUCUUUUCGUGACUCUCAUUCUGUUUUCUCUGAAGCUGGUGCUAUUGUGGUUGGUAUUUCUGCCGAUUCACCCGAAAGCCAUAAAAGAUUUGCAGAAAAUCAAAAUUUACCAUACCAAUUAUUAUCUGAUCCAAAUGGCGAGGCAAAAAAAGCUUUUGGUGUUUCAGAUACCUUUGGUUUCUUACCUGGUCGUGUAACUUAUCUCAUCAAUAGGGAGGGUAUCGUUCAGGAUGUCUUUAGUUCUCAACUUGAUUUCAAGGGUCAUGCUAAAAAGGCCGUGGAAUUCAUUAAAUCUCAUGCAUGA
Dentiscutata erythropus is the source of this 456-nucleotide messenger RNA. NCBI's taxonomy places the organism in Eukaryota, Fungi, Glomeromycota, Glomeromycetes, Diversisporales, Gigasporaceae. The record is from the annotation of a GenBank genome assembly.